Vigna unguiculata (cowpea) is the source of this 977-nucleotide messenger RNA. RefSeq names its product pathogenesis-related family protein. The record is from RefSeq and is a predicted model, not a curated record. NCBI's taxonomy places the organism in Eukaryota, Viridiplantae, Streptophyta, Magnoliopsida, Fabales, Fabaceae.
AAAAAAAAGAAAUUGGGACCAAGCCCUCUCAUAUAUAAUAACUAUGCUUGUGUAUAUGUGCUAUCAUAUUAAUUUGUGAUGGCCAAAGACAGGUACAGAUCUUUCUUGCAUGAUGAACCUGAUAACAUAGAGUGGAGACAUGGUGGUCCUCCCACUUAUGAUGUUGUUAACAAGCUUUUUGAAGAAGGAAGAACCAAGGAAUGGCCAGAAGGAUCAUUGGAAGAGACAGUGCAAAAUGCUAUCAAAUCAUAUGAGAUGGAGCUCUCACACAAGACCCGUUUGCUGGAUUUCAAGACAAUAAACCCUCAGAAGUUCAAGCUAUUUGUCAAUGGGAGGGAGGGAUUAUCUGGAGAGGAAACUCUGAAGCUGGGAAGUUAUAAUGCUUUGUUGCAAAGUUCUCUGCCAGAAGAUCUGCAGCCUUACAAAGCUGAUAAAGAGAGUUUUGAAUCAUCUCAUGAAAUCUUCAGAUCAGCUUUUCCUAGAGGUUUUGCUUGGGAGGUGAUAAAAGUUUACAGUGGACCUCCUGAAAUUUCCUUCAAGUUUAGGCACUGGGGGUUCUUUGAAGGCCCUUAUAAGGGACAUGCCCCUACUGGGAAGAUGGUCCAAUUCUAUGGCAUCGGAACUCUUAAGGUGGAUGACUCUUUGAAAGUUGAAGAGGUGGAAUUUUUCUAUGACCCAGCUGAGUUAUUCGGAGGCCUUCUAUCAGGGAAGAACCCAAAUAACCCCAUAGAGGAUGAUGGCAACAAAGCUUCACCAACUUCACAAUGUCCUUUCUCCAACUAGUUGCAAUCAUGCUUUUAAGUGAAUAAUGUUCUUUGAUCCAGCUAUGUUUCUUAUAUCAGUUAAUGUAGCUGAGAUUUGAAGAAAACUAUUAGUACUUUCUGUGAUAAUGGUCCAAUGAAUAAAAUUGAAAAAAGUGAACUAAAUUUUCCACCUUUUAUGGAUAUUUAUGGCAAAUACAUGUGCUAUGUUGGGAA